AUGAGUGUCGAGAUAGUAAAAUUAGCGGACGCUCAAAUAAAUCUUUUCGGAAAGAUCGCUCGCACUGGCGAGAAUCUCCGUAAAAUUGGGACUGCAAAAACCACUCAAGGGAUCGUCGAAGCUUGCCUGCAGGGCCUGGAAAAAAAGUGGAGCAAGUUCGAUCAACAGGACGAUGAGCUCUUUCCUCACCGAGAUGCGCUUCUAGACCAUGAGUAUUACAAGCAGGAUUUACCUUUUCUGGCCGAGGAAGCCUACCUGCAACAAAAGGGCGCUCUCUUGGAACUCCUCCAGGGCUUUAACAAAAGGGAAGCGAAAGCGGCUGCGGGAGUUGAUUCUCUGCCAUCCCAUCCCCCUCGCACUACGCUGCCGCGGAUCCAACUGCCGCAUUUCUCGGGGAAGUACGAAAACUGGCCAGCCUUCAGGGAUCUCUUCAACUCCAUAAUUGAAAGGGAUGUCUCUAUAACGCAAAUAGAAAAAUUACAUUAUUUGAAAACCUGUUUGAAGGGCGAAGCUGAAUUAUUGAUCCGCGAUCUAUCUACAACGUCCGAGAAUUUCACUAGAGCCUGGGACACGCUAAGCGCGUACUAUGAAAAUAAGAGACUCCUAGUGCGUGUUUACUUCUACUUUUUUCGCACUCCCAAAGAUUAA
Camponotus floridanus (Florida carpenter ant) is the source of this 648-nucleotide messenger RNA. RefSeq lists its product as uncharacterized. NCBI's taxonomy places the organism in Eukaryota, Metazoa, Arthropoda, Insecta, Hymenoptera, Formicidae. The record is from RefSeq and is a predicted model, not a curated record. The transcript has a single exon. The coding region runs from base 1 to 648 and encodes 215 amino acids.